Messenger RNA from Emiliania huxleyi CCMP1516, 486 nucleotides. RefSeq lists its product as hypothetical. Bases 1 to 486 code for a protein of 161 amino acids. The record is from RefSeq and is a predicted model, not a curated record. NCBI's taxonomy places the organism in Eukaryota, Haptophyta, Isochrysidales, Noelaerhabdaceae. The transcript is spliced from 2 exons.
AUGGUGCUCUCUCCGCAGCUGCUGCCCGCCGUCUUCUCGUCGCCCGCCGCCUUUGCGCGAAAGGCAGCGCCAUUCAGCUGCUCAGACCCCCUCCCGCAGCCCCUCGGUGCGGACCUGCUGCACGCCAACGGGACGCUCCGCCGCCUCGCGCUACCGCCGACCGACCGGCAGCGCGACGGGAUGAGCGACGAGGCGCAGCGGGCCGCCUGGCCGCCGCACGCGACGCACUACGGCCACGAGGACAUCAUGGCGCUGCAGUUCGAGGGAGGCGCAGCCGCGCCGCCGACACAGCAGGGGCAGGCGGCGAGGUCAGACAGCCAGCGGCAGGCUACCGCCGCCGGCGGCGCCUCCGCAGCCAGGCGAGUGGCUCGGAUCGAGUUUACAGACGGGUCCAGCUGCUCCUGCGCCGCCGACUGCACUCAGCGCCGCUACCUCAAGGACUGCUGUGUCGACUGGCUGCACGCGUGCAAGGCAGACCGUUUAUAA